CAGCAGUAGGUGGAGCGGCCGGAGGCAGUAGGAGGCGACCGGCAGCCCCGGCCCGGCUCCACCGGCACCGCCGCUCCCCGCUGACCGCCCGGCCCGGCCCGGCCCUGCCCCGCCGGGGCGGAGCGGAGAGGAGCGGGGCGGCCCAACCGCCUCCCUCGGCCGCUUGCCCGCGGUGCCGAGCAAGCCUCUUCCGGGCGAGGGGCAGCGCGGAGCCGGCAGCGUGUAGCGGUCGCGAGUUCUUGAAUAUGUCAGGAAAUAUACCAUUAAAUAUUAAUAUCAAGGAGCCCCGAUGGGAUCAAAGCACUUUUGCUGGACGAGCCAAUCACUUCUUUACUGUAACAGACCCCCGGAAUAUUUUGUUAUCUAAUGCUCAGCUGGAAAAUGCAAGAAAAAUUGUGCAUGAUUACAGACAAGGUAUUGUGUCACCUGGCUUGACAGAAGAUGACUUGUGGAGAGCAAAAUAUAUCUAUGAUUCAGCCUUUCACCCAGACACUGGUGAAAAGAUGAUCUUGAUUGGCCGAAUGUCAGCUCAGGUACCCAUGAACAUGACUAUCACAGGUUGUAUGAUGACCUUUUAUAGAACGACACCAGCGGUGCUUUUCUGGCAGUGGAUUAACCAAUCCUUCAAUGCUGUAGUAAAUUACACAAACAGGAGCGGUGAUGCCCCGAUUACUGUCAGCCAGCUGGGAACAGCCUAUGUUUCUGCUACCACAGGUGCUGUUGCAACAGCCUUAGGACUUAAUGCACUAACAAAGCAUGUCUCACCUCUUAUAGGACGGUUUGUUCCAUUUGCUGCUGUUGCUGCUGCUAACUGCAUUAAUAUUCCACUAAUGAGGCAAAGAGAAAUCAAGUGUGGAAUCCCUGUCAUGGAUGAGAAUGGAAACAGACUGGGUGACUCAUCAAAAGCAGCUCAGCAGGCAAUUGCCCAGGUGGUUAUAUCAAGGAUUCUUAUGGCUGCUCCUGGCAUGGCAAUUCCUCCUUUCAUAAUGAAUACAUUGGAAAAGAAAGCCUUUUUAAAGAGGUAUCCUUGGAUGAGUGCUCCCAUUCAAGUUGGAUUAGUUGGAUUCUGUCUUGUGUUUGCCACACCCCUGUGUUGUGCACUGUUUCCUCAAAAAAGUUCUAUGUCUGUAACACGCUUGGAGCCAGAAUUGGAAGCCAAGAUCCGAAAGAACAGCCCUGAAGUAGAACGUGUAUACUUUAAUAAAGGAUUAUAAUUCAAGGAAGGGAAAGUAUCUUUCAA
Messenger RNA from Pezoporus occidentalis (night parrot), 1240 nucleotides. It is a transcript of the gene SFXN1, whose product is annotated as sideroflexin 1. Lineage: Eukaryota; Metazoa; Chordata; Aves; Psittaciformes; Psittacidae. The record is from RefSeq and is a predicted model, not a curated record. Gene Ontology annotation, biological process: serine import into mitochondrion; monoatomic ion transport. Gene Ontology annotation, molecular function: monoatomic ion transmembrane transporter activity. Bases 246 to 1214 code for a protein of 322 amino acids. Gene Ontology annotation, cellular component: mitochondrial inner membrane. The transcript has 11 exons.